UGGUGACGGCCUCUUUAGCUGCUUGCCCUGGUGACAGGUGGCUCCCGCAGCUCCAGGCACUGGGGACCAGAGCCUUCCCUGGGUCCACCUCAUGCAUGAACUCUCUCCGCUGGGCCGCUAGGGCCAACCCAGAAAAUGCUGUGUGCUCAAAGUAGGAUGUGUUGCUGUGGAAACCAGCAGCUCUCAAAACUAAAAGGAAAGGAAAAAAUUGCAAUCCCAGAACAAAGGCCAAUUUGGGGACUAUAUAAAAGGAAAUGAGAAGCAGUCAGGGGAGCCAGAAGCUUCAUAGAGACAAACAGGAGAAUGGAGUCUACGAGCUUUGCUUUCCCUCCCAGAGUUUGUUGGGGUAGACAUGAGAGCCACUCAAAGAGCAGGUGCCUGUUCUGCUAGCACUGUCCCUGGGGCAGACCACAAAGGGCUUUGUCUUCCAGAGUGUUCCGUGUUAGUCUGUGAUUUUGAGAGAGAAGUUGAGGAUGUUUUUCUUAGAGUUGAAGGCGAAGUUAUCAAAUUGAUGCAUUCUGAAAGAUAGGUAAAGGUGUACAUUAUUAUCUGACGAUGCAGGGUGGGGAGAGAAAUCGAGGUGAACUAUGCAGGUGACUUCCCAGUGUCUUCAGGCAGUUUGCCAGUGUUCUGCUGUCUGAACCAUGUACCAUAAUUUCAUCCUCUUGUCCCAGCUAUUAGGUCUCCUCUUAACUUGCUACUCAGAGGUGCCUUCUCCAAAGCCAGCAAUUUGAAACAGCCGUGUUGCAUUUAGUUCUAAAUUUGUGGCAGUUAGAAAGGAAAUGACUAAAAGAUAAUGCUGGGCUAAAAGAUAAUGUUUAGUUUUCUACCCACAAAGCAGAUGCUCUUUGUACUGCUUAAAACGGACGAACUUGCGCCCGCAGAGCCAAACCCUUCAUGCUUGCCAAGAGCAAAUGAGCUCUGAAUCACGGUGGAAGAAGAAUUCCUGCGUACUUCUUUCUCCCCUCUUGGCUCUGCCCCUGGCUGAUGAAAAUUUGAGAAUGCUCUAGAGGCGAUGGUUGAACUCCUGAUCAGAAAAUAAUUCACUGAGUAAGAGUGAGUAGCAGGAAGAAGCCAGAGUACACACUGCCCAGGACACACCUGACCUGAGCAGACCUGCGGAGUGGAGCCCAUUCUGUGUACCAGGAAGGCACCAGGAAGGCACCAGGAGGCUGGGAGGAGAGCCCAUGGGCACAGAUUCGAGGAAACAGUCGUCAGCCACACAGGACCUGCCGAGGGCAAACAGCACUACCCACUCUAGCUGGUUUAAUGAGAAGAGACAUUCAUCAUCAUUCCGGGGAUGGCUCCCAGCCACAGCGAUGCCUGAGCCCUAGGCUGAUACUAGUCCCAGAUGCCUCCUUCCUAGUCCCUGUGGUCAGAAAAAACACCUGCUUCUCUGUGCUGUCUUCCAAAUAAAAAUCCAGCAUCAGAUUAAGCGGCACCAAAAUAUAUUCCUCCCCAUCUCAGCCAGCCACAAGGGAGUAUGGGAAAAUGACUGCCUGGAACUUGGAGUAUAGAACAUCCUCGCAUGAAAGAAGUCAGGCUGGUCCUGGCUCGUCUGUCCACACUACCCAUCCUACCAGCCUCAGCCUCAAUUUUCCUCUCUUCCAGGAAGCAUUCUCCCCCGCUGAACUCUGUAACCCAUAAUCAGAGGUCACGCUGAAGGUGCACAUCAGUGACGCCAGCACCCACCAGCCCAUUGGGGACGCGCUCAUUGAGGUUUUCAACAACCAGGUCUCCAUUGCUUCUGGCACGUCGGGGACAGAUGGCGUCGCCUUCAUCAAGUUCCAGUAUAAGCUGGGCAGUCAGCUGGUGGUCACUGCCACCAAGCAUGCCUACGUGCCAAACUCUGCCCCGUGGAAGCCGAUCCGAUUCCCCGUAUUUUCUUCCCUGAGCCUUGGCCUGCUUCCAGAACGAUCUGCCACACUAAUGGUGUAUGAAGAUGUUGUCCAAAUUGUAUCUGGAUUCCAAGGUGCCCGGCCGCAGCCUCGCGCUCACUUCCAGAGAAGGGCCCUGAGAUUGCCGGAGAACACCAGCUACAGCGACCUGACCGCCUUCCUCACGGCCGCCAGCUCCCCCUCGCAGGUGGACAGUUUCCCUUACUUGCGAGGAUUAGACGGAAAUGGAACAGGAAACAGCACUAGGUAUGACCUGACCCCGGUCACGGCCGUCAGCGUCCACCUGCUCAGCAGUAAUGGAACGCCGGUGCUGGUGGAUGGGCCCAUCUAUGUCACCGUGCCCCUGGCCACACAGAGCAGUCUGAGGCACAAUGCCUAUGUUGCAGCGUGGCGGUUUGACCAGAAGCUGGGAACGUGGCUGAAGAGCGGUCUGGGCCUGGUGCACCAGGAGGGCAGCCAGCUGACGUGGACGUACAUCGCCCCCCAGCUGGGCUACUGGGUGGCAGCCAUGUCUCCUCCCGUCCCAGGUCCCGUUGUAACACAGGACAUAACCACGUAUCACACGGUGUUUCUUUUGGCCAUUUUAGGAGGAAUGGCUUUCAUACUUUUGGUUUUGCUGUGUCUCCUUUUAUAUUAUUGCAGGAGGAAGUGCCUGAAGCCUCGUCAGCACCACAGAAAACUGCAGCUGCCAGCGGCCCUGGAGAGUUCCAAAAGGGACCAGGCCACGUCCAUGUCACACAUCAACUUGCUGUUCUCUCGGCGGGCGUCUGACUUCCCCGGGCCGCUGUCUGUGGCCAGCCACGGCCGCCCCGAGGCCCCGGGUGUGCAGGAGCGGAGGAGUGGGGUCCCCCUGGACAUGGUGUCUCCCGGCGGCGAGGGGGACCUGCACACGCCCAUGCUGAAGCUCUCCUACAGCACCUCGCAGGAGUUCAGCUCCCGGGAGGAGCUGCUCUCUCACAAGGAGGAGGAGAAAAGCCAGAUCUCCUUGGAUAACCUGACGCCCAGCGGGACCCUGGGGAAAGACCAUCAGAAGUCUGCGGAGAUCUUCCCCUUAAAGGCCAGGAAACCCGCGGAGAGGGAUGGCUACGAGUCCCCUGGCCACGAGGACUACCGGGGUAGCUACAAGGCCAUGCUCUCCCAGCCUUUAUUUGAGAAGCAGGACCGAGAGGGUGCAGCGUCCACAGGAAGCAAGCUGGCCAUUCAGGAGCACAUGUACCCCCCGCCCUCGUCUCCUGAGAAAGAGCAGCUGCUGGAUCGCAGACCCACUGAAUGUAUGAUGUCGCGAUCGGUGGAUCACCUGGAGAGACCCACGUCUUUCCCGCGGCCGGGCCAGCUGAUCUGCUGUAGUUCCGUGGACCAGGUCAAUGACAGCGUGUACAGGAAAGUGCUGCCCGCCUUGGUCAUCCCUGCACAUUACAUGAAGCUGCCCGGGGACCAUCCCUACGUCAGCCAGCCUCUGGUGGUGCCAGCCGACCCGCAGCUGGAAAUCGAACGGCUGCAGGCUGAGCUCUCCAACCCGCACGCGGGCAUCUUCCCGCACGCGGCCUCUCAGAUGCAGGGCCAGCCCUUGUCUUCCCAGGCCAUCUCACAGCAGCACCUGCAGGAGGCAGGAACCCGGGAAUGGAGCCCUCAGAACGCGGCCAUGUCCGAGUCACUGUCCAUCCCGGCAUCCCUGAACGACGCGGCUUUGGCGCAGAUGAACAGCGAGGUGCAGCUCCUGACCGAGAAGGCGCUGAUGGAGCUGGGCGGCGGGAAGCCGCUCCCACACCCCCGGGCGUGGUUCGUCUCCCUGGACGGCAGGUCCAACGCUCACGUUAGACAUUCUUACAUUGAUCUCCAAAGAGCUGGAAGGAACGGAAGUAACGACGCCAGCUUAGACUCUGGCGUGGACAUGAACGAACCAAAAUCGGCCCGGAAGGGAAGGGGAGACCCUUUGUCUCUUCCGCAGAACCACCCGCCCGUGCAGGAGCAUCCGCAGAAAGAGCCCCGCGCCCAAGACAGCAGCGCCUACACGCAGCUCGUGUACUUGGACGACAUGGAGCAGAGCGGCAGCGAGGGUGGGACCACGGUGUGCACCCCCGAGGACAGCGCGCUGCGGUGCUUGCUGGAGGGGCCCAGCCGGCGCAGCGGGGGCCAGCUGCCCAGCCUGCAGGAGGAGACCACCAAACGAACUGCCGACGGUCCGUCCGAGCCGCUGGCCAGCCCCCACCCUAGAAGGUCCGCUCACGACGACGAUGACGAUGAAGACGAGGACGACGACCAAGGAGAAGACAAGAAAAGCCCCUGGCAGAAACGGGAGGAGAGACCCCUGAUGGCAUUUAACAUAAAGUGAGCUGCCUCAGAGCUGCCAACCGUGGAAUUUAAAAUUGCCAAAUAUCCUUUCUUGUGGAAGCGCCUACCUGUGUGUGGGAGGAGGUGGACCCGCAGCAGCUGCGGGAAGUGGAGGCUCACCGCUCGCCGCAUUUCUGUUUGCGGUGCCCACGUGCAACAGGAAUUACAGUUACCGCUCAGAACACCGGAUGACCUCGAUGGGUGCCACACCUCCCGGCAGGCGGCUGGAAGCCCGUGUGCAUGUGGUGGACGGACGGGACGUGUCCACCGCCCAGGGACGCUGAAAAACCACACGUGAUGUCGCUGCGCUCUACCGAUCACCUCAUUUCUCCCUCGGGUUCUGGGAACAGAUGAAACUCUUUGCAUUGCUUGAAUCAGUUUUAUCACCGUGAUGCUACUGUGAAGCUAUUUACUGAGAUGUUAGGUUGCCACUUAGUGUCUCGAGGCGUAGGCAUUAUCUCAAAGGAAAGCUAUGCAUCGCUGCUUCGUUGUCUAACUUUGCUUAGGUUUUGCUUUGCUUAGGUUUCGUUUGGGGGUUUGCGUUGAUUUUUGUGAGACCGUUUGGUUGUGCAGAUUUACUUCCUUCAUUUGAACCCGUUCUGCUGCUCAGCGGUUCUGUUGCAGUGUCUCUCCUCGGGAGCUCCUGAGUGUCGUCUCUGAACACCCAGGCUUUGUCAUGAAACCGUACUGAACUUUCUGUCCGCUAAGAGUCCUUCAGUCCUGGUCCCAUUAACUCCAAGUGCCUUUUUUACAGUGACGACAGACAGUCCCUCACUUUUCUUUGUUUUUCUCUACCCUCUUGAUUGAACUGCCUAGAUUUUAUACAGUUACGGAAGGAACCCCUGUCCUUUAAACUGCAUGCUGCCAAGUGCCGUUUGUGCUCAGCAUUCCCGCUUGCAGGAGGUGUGCUCGCCAGUCGCCACGCGGCACGUGGGCUCUGUCAGCCGAGACAGGCGAGAGGCCAGGUAGAGCCGCCCUCCCCGCCGCCGUCCCUCGGGCCACCUGCCGCCGUGAGGGUCUUAGUGGCUGUUUGUAUAUACGGUUACGUAUUAACUCCGGAAUCCCAUGGGCUGACCUUGCUCAGCAAUCCCGAGAGCAAAGACUGAGCAAGUGGACUGAAUGUGAGUGUUAGAAAGAUCCUUCUGUACUACCCAGAAGUGCCAGAAUGACUCCUCUGUGCAUUCUCCUUAAAGAGCUGCUUGGUUAUCCAAAAAUGAAAAUUCACAAUAAACUCUGGAGACAGAGAAAAAAAAAACA
Molecule: messenger RNA, 5486 nt
Organism: Oryctolagus cuniculus (rabbit)
Lineage: Eukaryota; Metazoa; Chordata; Mammalia; Lagomorpha; Leporidae
Gene: FAM171A1
Product: family with sequence similarity 171 member A1
Biological process (GO): stress fiber assembly; regulation of cell shape
Cellular component (GO): plasma membrane
Source: RefSeq, a predicted model, not a curated record